Plectropomus leopardus (leopard coralgrouper) is the source of this 1912-nucleotide messenger RNA. RefSeq names its product AT-rich interaction domain 6 (gene arid6). NCBI's taxonomy places the organism in Eukaryota, Metazoa, Chordata, Actinopteri, Perciformes, Serranidae. Gene Ontology annotation, molecular function: transcription cis-regulatory region binding. Gene Ontology annotation, biological process: regulation of transcription by RNA polymerase II. Gene Ontology annotation, cellular component: nucleus. The record is from RefSeq and is a predicted model, not a curated record.
CAGAUACUGGGACAGGUGUGUGGCUGACGUGACGCGACAUUAAUAACUGGCUGCAGUGAUUUCUCGUCUCUUUCACUACACUGGAGGGAACCUGUACACUGCAACAGCUUGUGCUUCAUCAUCAGGACUAUGAGAUAAUAUGAUCCAUCCUUAUUUACAAUGGAAACACAGACACACAUGGAAAUGGCGCACAGGGAGAUCACACAGGAGAGAAGCAAAGAGCCGGCAGAGGAGAUCACGGAGGAGCGAUUCCUUAAAGAUCUCUACCUGUUCAUGAAGAAGAGAGAUACACCCAUAGAGAGGAUCCCAAACCUGGGCUUCAAACAAAUUGACUUAUUUGUGAUGUUCAAGGUUGUCAAAAAGUUGGGUGGCUACCAUCAGGUGACAGCUCAGCAGCUGUGGAAACAAGUGUACAACACGCUCGGAGGAAACCCACGCAGCACAAGUGCAGCCACCUGCACCCGCAGGCACUACGAGAAGCUGCUGCUGCCAUACGAGUGCCACACGACAGGCGUACUUGUCAAUGUGUUGCCACGUAAUCAGCCGAAGCACUUCCACUAUUUCAAAGAGCUCGAUGAUGGCCAGAGGCCGGCAAAACGCAAACUGCUAUCAAUACCUCUGCACCAGAACCAUCACAACCUCCAGUCAGACCGACAUGGGAGUGUCUUCCCUCUGCCGCUCCACUACCCUCACUACUAUCACCCAAGCCACACAGUUCUGCCCCCGCAUGUCCCUAUCUCCUCCUCAGUGAUGACCCCACAUACCCCGCCGGCCCCAAAACCCUGGGUCCCUCUCCCUCCAUCUCAGCUUGACCCCACAGACAGGCUUAAGGAGCCACUGGAGCAGUUGCGCUACCUGGCAGAACAGUACAAGACCACAUCUGGACUGACUGAGCCUCUGAACCUUAGCGUUAAAGCAUCCAGGCAAGAAUCCAACGGCAGCCCCGCCUCAUCGUUUACCCCAACUUCAUCCAGCAAGAACCCAAAGUUUUUGAACAAACCAUCACCUCUGUAUACUCCUCAUCGACCACAGGAGGUGAGAAGUGAUGGAUGUGAGACACAAGGUGGUGAGGCAGGUGUGGUAGACACAACAUACCCGGAAAAAGCCAGGGAGGCAUAUGACAUUGAUGUUAAAGCUGUAACAGCCUCAAGCAGCCCCACGUAUGAUUCUGCUUGCAGAGCAGAGAAAGGUGGCACCACAGUGGAACAAAAACCGAGCUCUCCGCAAACAGACUUUACAAUCCGGCCAAAAGAGGAGUGGGAGAGGAGUCCAGAAGUAAGGGAGCUAAAUCUCAGCCACCUACAGCCCAGCCUCCCUCGAGAGAAUGGGGGCAAGAUGGAAAUUGAGGUACCGCUGUCUGUGUUCCAUAACUGGCUCAGGCUGUGUGGCUCCUCCGCCCUGAUGCACGGAGCGAAGCAGCUACCUACUUUCCCUCCACAGGAUGAAUAUUCAGGGCAAAGAAAUUGCUCCGACACAGACGUCCUCCCCACCAAUCUGACAUUUCAGAUCAAUCACAACACCGGAGCUCUGUGCCUGAGGAUCUGCGGCUGACGCAAAGGAAUUUGCCAAGCCCCAUACCAACCAGCCAGAUUACCAGUAAUCAACACAAUACAAGCCAAAAUCAUUUCUCCACCUACAAGCCUUUGCCUUCAGGUGGCAUUCUGAAAAAUGCAGCAAGCCGGGACGUCUAUCCGGUUAAUCAGCAAGAUGUCAAUAAGUCACACAGCCCCCAAGGCCAAAGUUGCUGGGAUGCCUUUGACAAAGAGACCCAGGCUCCUCUCAUCAAAGUGAGUAUUGACUCUAGUCCCUGCACAGAUCAGCAAGACUUUGCUUCUUAUAAUGAAGACACAGUCCAGGGAGCGAAACCAGACAUGGCUCCCUCAGCUGUGCUCAUGGUAAAUCCCAGCUCCGC